Messenger RNA from Physella acuta, 815 nucleotides. RefSeq lists its product as uncharacterized. NCBI's taxonomy places the organism in Eukaryota, Metazoa, Mollusca, Gastropoda, Physidae. The record is from RefSeq and is a predicted model, not a curated record.
UGCACUAGUGCUGAACAACAUCGAGUGCACACAGCAAACGCUUCUUGUGUGGGUGGUUAGAGCGAUGGUUACUCACCCAGUUCCGGUAAAAUAGAUCAGGAAGGGGAGAGUACCUCUAGCUAGACAAGAGAGUCCAAAGGGAGAGAACCAACAGUAGCCAGAAGAGUGAACAGUUUUAAAAAGCAAGUCACCGCAGAAGACGAACUGGCCCAACAAUGGCGGGCGGACCCUUCGAUGGACUACCCCUCCGUGGAAUAGGUUACGGGCAGGCGAUUGGUGAGACGAUCAGGUCACUGGCAACAGAUCGAACCGUCAGGUUUUGUCAACUGGCCGGCGGUCUGUUCGUCUUGUUCCACAUCCUCAGUGCUGCCCUGGAUAAGAAAGAUCCAGUUGAUAUGGUUAAAGCCGGCCUCGAUGUUCUGUUUUUUGAAGCCCUCGCCUCUAUCCUCAUCCCUACUGUCUUCUGUGCGCAGGUGCUGAGUCUAGCCAGGGAGCUCUUCAGUCGACUCAACGUGGGCGGGGACGCCAACAGGUUUGGGCCACCCAUCCUCACCCUGGUCCUGCUGUUCGCCAUCUCCACGCCCGUGGACGGGCUAGUCAACUCCCUGCUGGACGCCACCAUCCGAAAGGUGUUGUAGAACACCCACAUGUCACCAUAACACCACAGCUGUUUGCUUGAUAUCCGAAAGGUGUUGUAGAUCAUCCACAUGUCACCAUAACACCACAGCCGUUUGAUAUCCGAAAGGUGUUGUAGAACACCCAAAUGUCAUCAUAACACCACAGCUGUUUAAUUGAUACAAAAAUAAACUUUGUAU